Molecule: messenger RNA, 3356 nt
Organism: Octodon degus (degu)
Lineage: Eukaryota; Metazoa; Chordata; Mammalia; Rodentia; Octodontidae
Product: importin-5
Exons: 1
Coding region: 16-3309 (1097 amino acids)
Biological process (GO): protein import into nucleus
Cellular component (GO): nucleus; cytoplasm
Molecular function (GO): nuclear import signal receptor activity; small GTPase binding
Source: RefSeq, a predicted model, not a curated record
CUCACGCCUAGCGCAAUGGUGACGGCCGCGGCGGAGCAGCAACAGUUCUACCUGCUCCUGGGGAACCUGCUCAGCCCCGACAAUGUGGUCCGGAAACAGGCAGAGGAAACCUAUGAGAAUAUCUCAGGCCAGUCCAAGAUCACAUUCCUCUUACAAGCCAUCAGGAACACAACAGCUGCUGAGGAGGCGAGACAAAUGGCUGCUGUUCUCCUCCGGCGCCUUUUGUCCUCUGCAUUCGAUGAAGUCUACCCAGCUCUUCCCUCGGACGUGCAGACUGCCAUCAAGAGUGAACUGCUAGUGAUUAUCCAGAUGGAAACACAGUCCAGCAUGAGGAAGAAAAUUUGUGACAUUGCUGCAGAGCUGGCCAGGAAUUUAACAGAUGAGGAUGGCAACAACCAGUGGCCUGAAGGUUUGAAGUUUCUUUUUGAUUUGGUCAGCUCUCAAAACAUGGGAUUGCGAGAAGCCGUGCUUCACAUAUUCUGGAACUUUCCUGGAAUUUUUGGAAACCAACAGCAGCACUAUUUAGAUGUCAUCAAAAGGAUGUUAGCUCAGUGUAUGCAAGAUCAGGAACAUCCAUCGAUCAGGACAUUAUCUGCGAGAGCCACAGCCGCGUUCAUCCUCGCAAAUGAGCAUAAGGUUGCCCUGUUCAAACAUUUUUCAGACUUGUUACCUGGAUUCUUACAGGCUGUAAAUGACUCAUGCUACCAGAAUGAUGAUUCGGUCCUAAAAUCCCUCGUUGAAAUCGCAGAUACUGUUCCAAAGUACUUGCGUCCUCACUUGGAGGCAACUCUGCAGCUAAGUCUCAAGUUGUGUGGAGACACCAGCCUUAACAACAUGCAGCGCCAGCUUGCCCUGGAAGUGAUCGUGACCCUCUCUGAGACUGCCGCAGCCAUGUUAAGAAAGCAUACCAACAUCGUGGCGCAGACCAUUCCUCAGAUGUUAGCAAUGAUGGUUGAUCUGGAAGAGGACGAGGACUGGGCCAAUGCGGAUGAACUAGAAGAUGAUGAUUUUGAUAGCAAUGCCAUGGCUGGGGAGAGCACUCUAGACCGCAUGGCCUGUGCACUCUGCAGGAAGCUUGUCCUGCCAAUGAUCAAGGAGCACAUCAUGCAGAUGCUUCAAAACCCUGACUGGAAAUACCGGCAUGCAGGAUUGAUGGCCUUAUCUGCCAUUGGCGAAGGAUGCCACCAGCAAAUGGAAGGAAUUCUGAAUGAGAUAGUCAAUUUUGUUUUGCUUUUCCUUCAGGAUCCUCAUCCAAGAGUAAGGUAUGCGGCCUGCAAUGCUGUGAGGCAGAUGGCUACCGAUUUUGCACCUCGUUUCCAGAAGAAAUUUCAUGAGAAGGUGAUUGCAGCCCUGCUGCAGACCAUGGAAGACCAAGGCAACCAGCGGGUGCAGGCCCAUGCUGCCGCCGCUCUCAUUAACUUCACUGAGGACUGCCCCAAGUCGCUGCUCAUCCCCUACCUGGAUAACUUCAUGAAGCAUCUGCAUUCCAUCAUGGUGCUGAAGCUUCAGGAGUUGAUUCAGAAAGGUACCAAAUUAGUUUUGGAACAAGUCGUGACGUCCAUUGCAUCAGUUGCAGAUACUGCAGAGGAAAAGUUUGUCCCCUACUAUGAUUUGUUUAUGCCAUCACUUAAGCACAUUGUUGAGAAUGCAGUUCAGAAGGAGCUCAGGCUUCUGAGAGGAAAGACUAUUGAAUGUAUCAGCCUCAUCGGUCUGGCAGUUGGGAAAGAAAAGUUCAUGCAGGACGCGUCCGACAUGAUGCAGCUGUUACUGAAGACCCAGACAGACUUCAAUGACAUGGAGGAUGAUGACCCACAGAUCUCUUACAUGAUCUCAGCCUGGGCAAGAAUGUGCAAAAUCCUUGGGAAAGAAUUUCAGCAGUACCUUCCGGUGGUUAUGGGGCCUUUAAUGAAAACAGCUUCAAUCAAGCCAGAAGUAGCCCUCUUAGACACCCAAGACAUGGAGAACAUGAGUGAUGACGACGGCUGGGAAUUUGUGAACCUUGGAGACCAACAGAGUUUUGGUAUUAAAACUGCAGGACUGGAAGAAAAAUCAACCGCUUGUCAGAUGUUGGUUUGCUAUGCUAAGGAAUUAAAGGAAGGUUUUGUGGAAUACACCGAACAGGUCGUCAAACUGAUGGUCCCUUUAAUGAAAUUUUACUUUCAUGAUGGUGUCCGAGUGGCCGCGGCGGAGUCCAUGCCUCUUCUCCUGGAGUGUGCGAGAGUCCGGGGUCCUGAGUACCUCACGCAGAUGUGGCAUUUCAUGUGUGAUGCACUGAUCAAGGCCAUUGGCAUGGAACCAGACUCGGAUGUCCUCUCGGAGAUCAUGCACUCAUUCGCAAAGUGCAUUGAAGUAAUGGGUGAUGGGUGCUUUAAUAACGAACAUUUCGAGGAACUGGGAGGUAUAUUGAAAGCCAAACUUGAAGAACAUUUUAAAAAUCAAGAAUUGCGGCAAGUGAAAAGACAAGAUGAAGACUAUGAUGAGCAGGUUGAAGAAUCCCUGCAAGAUGAGGAUGAAAAUGAUGUUUAUAUACUGACCAAAGUGUCAGAUAUUUUACACUCAAUAUUCAGCAGCUACAAGGAAAAAGUGUUACCGUGGUUUGAGCAGCUGCUUCCUUUGAUUGUCAACCUAAUUUGUCCACACAGACCAUGGCCGGACAGACAGUGGGGGCUGUGCAUCUUCGAUGAUGUCAUAGAGCACUGUAGUCCAGCCUCAUUUAAGUAUGCAGAGUACUUCUUAAGGUCCAUGCUCCAGUACGUGUGUGACAACAGCCCAGAGGUCAGGCAGGCAGCUGCAUACGGCCUGGGAAUCAUGGCGCAGUUUGGCGGCGACAACUACCACCCCUUCUGUACAGAAGCUCUUCCACUGCUUGUUAGAGUUAUUCAGUCUGGAGAUUCUAAGACCAAAGAAAACGUCAAUGCUAUGGAGAACUGCAUCUCAGCAGUAGGGAAAAUCAUGAAGUUCAAGCCUGACUGCAUAAAUGUGGAGGAGAUCCUGCCGCACUGGCUGUCGUGGCUUCCGCUCCACGAAGACAAAGAAGAAGCAGUUCAGACUUUUAGCUAUCUCUGUGACCUGAUUGAAAGCAAUCACCCAAUUGUUCUUGGCCCAAACAAUACCAAUCUGCCCAAAAUAUUCAGUAUAAUUGCAGAAGGAGAAAUGCAUGAGGCCAUUAAACAUGAAGACCCAUGUGCCAAACGUUUGGCUAAUGUCGUUCGCCAGGUACAGACUUCUGGACGACUGUGGACUGAAUGCCUCUCUCAGCUCAGUCCCGAGCAGUGGGCGGCCAUACAUGAGCUCCUGAACUCUGCUUGAAGGCCUUAAUAUCACCCACCAGAAAACUAACUCCAAAUAAAUGUUUA